GGGAAAAUGUCAUUCACAAAAAGUCAAGCAAAAUGUCGACAUGAAUAUCUAUGUAAAAAAAUGGAUUUUAUAACAUUGAAUCAUAAACAUUAACCCCAGUACCCAUAGUAUGAAAGCAGUAUAGAUAUGAGUUCAAGAAAUAAAUAGCGAUAACUUGAAACGCAAUCAUGCAGUGCAACCGAUCCUUCUGCGGAAACGGUUUCACCAAUGUACCACAACUGCCUGUUUAUCGUUCACCUUCACAAUGUAAUCAAAACAUUUAUUCCGAAAUAGUAGGAGAAGGAGAAGUUACGUCGUUGACAUUACCAGAUGGAACAGUUCAGUUCUUCUUCAUGCCGACAGUCAAGUGGUGGUCCACCGGCCCAGUGCAAUGCCAAUCCACUUAUCCAACUUCAGUUAACCCUAUGUUUGCUAAUAUGAAUUAUAGCAAUCCUUGCAACAAUAAUUGGUGCAUCAGAGGUAUUCCUAAUCUGAAUGACCAACCUAAGUCCUGCUUUGCCUCCGAAUGUAAUAUGAAUAUCGUAAACACUGGAUAUCACGUUAAGUUUCAUAACGAUAACAGUUCAUCCACGACAGACCUGCACUACUUCUAUCCGAGCUUGCGACAAGGUGUGUUAAGGUCAUGUAAAGACGCCGCGGCUGUUCCGAUGAACACAGUGCCCGCCAAUAACACAAUAUGCCACUACGAAGUUGUAUGCAGCAAACCGUGCAACUGCUCCGCUCGGCCCAUGAGCUUAGAGUCUUUGGUAGACACAAAGUUGCCAGCCCAGAGUACUAGCGCUUCAACGAACUGUUCAAGUGAUGACCUAAUAAAGGAUAAGGACAUUAAACAAAAAAAACGAAAAGGAAAGAAAAAAAAAGGCAAAUCAAAUAACACCUGUGCUUGUGCUUGUGAAUCGAAAGACAAAUCUAAGAGUGAAGACAAAUCGAUCACAACAUAUACCGAUCAGUGCAUUAGCUGCACUCCGAAAGAUGGUCGCCAAACACAAACACGAAAAAAUGAGAAGACCAAUUGGUUUAAGUUUACCCGUAAGACAUCAGAUGAAAAACCUAAACAGGAAGCACAUAAAUUGUUAAUUACAGAUAGUAUCUAUCAGAGAUGUGACGGCAAUGAUGCGGAAGUAUGGAAACCAGUCACUCCCUUGAGCAAGAAAACAAUGGAAGAUAAAUGUUCAGAGAUCCUGCUAUUGAAAAGCAGUUGCUGCAGUACCUGUUGUAGCUCUUGCAGCAAUUCAUGUGUGAAUAAAUAA
Messenger RNA from Helicoverpa armigera (cotton bollworm), 1250 nucleotides. RefSeq lists its product as uncharacterized. The transcript is spliced from 4 exons. The record is from RefSeq and is a predicted model, not a curated record. The coding region runs from base 168 to 1250 and encodes 360 amino acids. Lineage: Eukaryota; Metazoa; Arthropoda; Insecta; Lepidoptera; Noctuidae.